Molecule: messenger RNA, 3485 nt
Organism: Nylanderia fulva
Lineage: Eukaryota; Metazoa; Arthropoda; Insecta; Hymenoptera; Formicidae
Source: RefSeq, a predicted model, not a curated record
UCCAGCUGAGAGAUUUUCGCGCUUGAAGUGGCACUGCGUCGCGGCGUACAGUGGAACUAUCGAGCAGUUUUCUGUUAUGUGUCAUAACUUAUGUUUCGGUAAUCUAUGGUGCGAUAAAGGUUGAUUAGCGAGAUCCGUGAUACUACGAACUACGAAUCGCGCAAAACUGCGCGAGAGAGAAGUGAUGCGCAAAAAGUGUAAUCGAUGUGAUGUUUCGCUGUAACGAGAAUGCCGAUACAGGCACCACAGUGGACUGAAUUUCUGUCAUGUCCAAUCUGCUGUCAUGACUUUGACGCGGCCAUACGGGGUCCUAUAUCGCUCGGUUGCGGCCACACAAUAUGUCGUGCAUGUCUCGCCAAUCUGCAUCGCAAGCAAUGCCCUUUCGAUCAGAGCGUUAUCAACACCGAUGUCGAAAGACUACCGGUAAACGAAGCGCUAUUGCAAUUGCUAGGAAAUCCGGUUUCAACUGUUGUCUCAUCAGUAUCCAUAUCAAAUCAGCAGCAAAAUUACCAGAAGUUGUUACCAGUCGAUCAACAUGCCAACUAUCUGCGAGCCAAGAGUUGCAUCGAGGAACUUGCACUUUAUCUCAAGCCAUGCCAGACUACCAACACUGCAGGUAUUGGAGGUGGAGGUGGAGGGCUCGUGUCCCGACCUAUGCAACGUAAAUUGGUGACGCUAUUAGGUUGCCAAUUAGUGGAACCAGAGGGUAGAGCGCGCGCGCUGCGUGCCGCCCGCAGCCUUGGCGAACGCACUGUUACUGAACUUAUAUUACAGCAUCAAAAUCCACAACAACUCAGUGCCAAUCUCUGGGCGGCCGUACGGGCUCGUGGUUGUCAGUUUCUCGGACCAGCGAUGCAAGAAGAAGUAUUGAAGCUUGUGUUGUUGGCAUUAGAAGAUGGUUCGGCACUAUCGCGCAAAGUGCUGGUGAUGUUUGUGGUACAGCGUUUGGAGCCACAUUUUCCACAAGCUAGCAAAACUAGCAUCGGCCAUGUGGUCCAGCUUUUGUAUCGGGCGAGUUGUUUCAAGGUGUCAAAGCGCGAGGGCGAUUCAUCGCUGAUGCAGUUAAAGGAAGAGUUUCGCACUUACGAGGCUUUGAGACGCGAGCAUGAUGCGCAAAUUGUACAGAUUGCUACGGAAGCAGGACUGCGUAUUGCGCCUGACCAAUGGUCGGCUCUGCUCUAUGGCGAUACUGCACACAAGUCUCAUAUGCAGAGUAUCAUUGACAAGCUGCAAACACCACAAUCGUUUGCCCAGAGCGUCCAGGAACUUGUGAUAGCGUUGCAACGUACUCCAGAUCCUGGACAAUUAAGUGGUCUCAGGCCACAGUUGGAAUUGUUAGCCGCUAUUGAUCCUAGUCCAGAGACGGAACCACCAAGUUUAGCAGAGUGUCGGGCGGCUCUAGAAGCCGUAAGAAUAGUAGUGGCUGCAUUAGUGGACUUUGUUCGACAGCAUGGAGGUGGUGGUGCCAACGGCGGAAAUCGAAAGUCAACGACAGCGCAGGACAGCGGAGGCAGCGGACCUGGUGGAGGUUCGUGUCCGGGUCCAGCAACUGGCAAGUACAAAGUCAGCAUGUGCAGGGAUCUGGCUCUUCGUGGCACUUGUCCGCGAUCUAACAAUUGUACCUUCGCCCACAGCGACACUGAGCUUGAUAAAUAUAGAUCGAAGAAUCGCAAAUUGAAUGUCAGGACGAAUUCAAACCAAGUAGAAUCAAAAGGCGAGAAAAAUAACAAGGCCUUUAAUAAACAGAAUGGCGAUUUAACGGCUUAUCAUUCUACCAAAGCACAUGAGAGAGAAACAGCCGUGCAGCAUUCAACGCCCAUUCCGACUAACUUAGAAAAUAACUUGAUCGAUUCAUUGACGUCGACCUAUAUGCUGCCUUCUGCAUCCCCGCAAAACUUAUCGCAUCUCGGUCUAUGCUCUGUAAAGGGAGGAGCAAUGGUAGACAGCGGAGGAUCUCCUGCCGUUCAUUGCUCAGGACAUUACAUAAUGGCGCCAGGAUCCGUCGCAGCUGUUGAUUAUGGACCUUCCCCGACGACCACGACCAAUCUCGGGAUGUGGGAUAGUCCGCAAAUUGUAUCAGCAAAUCAUGUAACAAACGAUAAAAAGCAACGAACGGCAAAGAAUAUGUUAGCAAUGCUACUGCAACGUAGGAUGGAGAUUCUAAAUCAACUGGAAACAAUUAUUGGCAAGCAGCAGCAACAGCAGCAACUAAUCUCGCCACAAAUGAAAACGAAUUACGAUCUUCGGCAGGAGGGUGACUCGUUGACUACGUCUAAUAAUUUCUCGAUAUGGACCGCCGCGAACAGCUUCCGCUGUCCUUCUGGAACGGAUUCGCCACCGUCAGCUUCGCACCUCCUCGACGAUGAUGCGCCUUUUGUGCCUCUGUUAGACGUGCCUCCUACCACCUCUUUGCCACCAGCCAGCAAACAGGGAUCUAUCUCAAGACUGUCCAAAACUUUAAUAAGGUCUCCCUGCAAUGGGCCUCUGCAGCAUUUUGCAAAUUUCUACAAUGAGGGAGUUGGACCCACCUCUGCGCUGUCUACUGCAUUUAGGACUCCAAAUUCUGUAACUUCCUUGUAUUAUGGCAAUCAACCAUAUUUGGCAAUUGGUACGAAUGGUGGUAUACAAUCAAUGACACCGACGAGUUCCGGCGAUGGCGGUGGUGGUAGCGGUUUCGUGGGCGAGAAUUACAUUACUCUCGGCCGCAAUAUCGUCACGCCGGAAUCACUACCGCAAUUUUCGAGAUCGGAAUACAUGUCGAAAGAUUUGAUCCUCGAGUCGCAAAAAGUAAAACAGCAACUCAGACAUCUCGAGAAGAAACUCAAUGAUUUAAAGUUAGCAACGCAAGGAGCCACCACUUUCUUCACGACGGGUGAACGAUUAGCACAAGAAUUGCGGAUGAUUGAAGCAGGUAUCAGGGAAAGAGAAAGAGAUAUGCGAAAUUGGAGCUGCAAUCCAUAUAGUACUGGUACCACUACUUUUCCAUGGAUCCAGCAAUCCUCCAAUGAUUGGCUGUCAAAUCAGGAAUACAAUCAAGAUUAUAAAAUUGAAGAGGAGGAUACGUAUGAAGCGGGAAUUGCGAAUGACAUGCGAGAGCUGGAAUUGCGAUGGGAAUUCGAAUUGCGCGAGCAGGAGAAGCAUUGGUCUAGUGGAGGUGAGGAAGAUAUUAUUACCACCACUACAACUACUACCACCACUUCCAAGAAUAAAUAAUAUUUAUUUAUUCUGCCCUAUAACAUAUAAUCUCUUUUCUCUUUUCUAUCAAUAUUUUUUUCUCUUACAUCCAUUUUUGUGGAAACAUGUAUUUUUGCAUGUCUAAUUCGAUUUCCGUUUAUAUCUCCGUAAACUAAUAUUGAUAGAAAGUAAAAGUAGAAUUUCUUCAAUUCGUGAAGGGAUAUAUAAAGUAUACGCAGACCUGCGAAUCUAAACCUCUUCAAACAUUUUAAUUAAUUAAAUACAGUAUUGCAUAUGAUAAAAAUAUGGAA